Messenger RNA from Penicilliopsis zonata CBS 506.65, 1319 nucleotides. RefSeq lists its product as hypothetical. Bases 14 to 1222 code for a protein of 402 amino acids. Lineage: Eukaryota; Fungi; Ascomycota; Eurotiomycetes; Eurotiales; Aspergillaceae. The transcript has a single exon. Gene Ontology annotation, molecular function: serine-type peptidase activity. The record is from RefSeq and is a predicted model, not a curated record. Gene Ontology annotation, biological process: proteolysis.
AUUCCAGCACAUCAUGUUUCAACUCCUUCCAGACGAGUCCUAUCACUUUGAGCUGCUCCGCACUCUCUCUGCGGCACGCUACAAUGGCGCCGAUGUAGGCGAAAUCCUCGAGGCUGCCGACAAACUGGAAAUCGGCAACCUGGAGAGCUGGUACACUGCGUUUUAUGAUCUUGCCCAGCGGGUCGAAUCCCAAGCCCAAGCCAUCGACUCUGCUCGUCACCGUAUCUCAGCCCGCGAUGCCUGGUUCCGAGUGGCCACCUACUACCGCACCUCUGAAUUCUACCUACACGGCAACCAGUCGGAUCCCCGCCUCAAUGAGGUCUGGGAUAAACAGGCCGCCGCCUUUGACAGGGCGCUGCAACUCAUGGAUCAACCGGGUCAGAGGGUGACGAUCAAGACAGACCAUGGCUUUGACGUUCUGGGCAUUUUCUGCCCGGGAGCAGGGGACCCGACGACCCCGAAGCCGACCAUUAUCGCAGGAACCGGCUAUGACGGGAGCAUGGAGGAAGUUAUACACCAUGUCGGGUUUGGAGCCAUUGAGCGUGGGUUCAACGUCAUCACAUACGAAGGCCCAGGACAGCCCACCGUGCUCCGACAGCAGAACAAAGGAUUCAUCCCUGACUGGGAGAAAGUGGUGACGCCCAUCGUGGACUAUCUGGUGCAGCGGGAGGAGGUAGAUGCCUCCCGCAUCGCGCUGAUCGGAGAGAGUAUGGGCGGGUAUCUUGCUGUCCGCGCAGGAGCCAUGGAGCACAGAUUAGCAGGCGUCAUGGCGAUCGAUGGUGUGUGGGAUGUGUACGCUGCGUUUACGAACAUCCUGCCGCCGCAGCUCAGGGAGUUUCUCGACAACGGCGAGCGAGACAAGAUGGAUCAGGUUGUUCGCCACAUGCUCGAUCAGAACUCGCUGCCGAUGAAGAUCCGCUGGGGUAUUGAACAGGGUCUGUGGAGUUUCAGGACACACUCGGCGUACGACUGGUUCCAGAUGGUGAAGCCGAUGGCAUUGGCCGGCGUCAUUGAGAAUGUCAAAUGUCCCGUCUGGGUGGGCGAGGCUGCCAAUGAUAUUUUCUUUGCAGAACAACCCAAGAAGGUGGCAGAUGCCCUCGGUGAUAAGGCCACCUUUGUUGUUCUCACGGAUGCCGAUGCUGCUGGCAAUCAUUGCCACGUUGGCGCUCAGUCAUUUCUAAACCAGUUGAUCUUUGACUGGUUCGAGGACGUGACACAGUGAUGCCAGUCCUGGAAUCAGAUGUCAUCAGUAUGAGACUGAUGUAUAGAUUAGCGUUCUUUCAUCUUCAGCAAUUAUACAAGUCAUUGUUCUAAGGACC